AUGUAUAAGGUUCAAGACAAACCAAGGUUCAAGAAGAGGUUUUCUAAUCAAGGAUCUUCUCGUGCUCCAAGGGCCAAUAAGAGUAAUGUCCCUACUCCCAAUCCCCAAGAGGGAAAAGGUAGUGGUUCGUAUGUUGAUAGGCAUCUUUGUUCUAAAUGUGGUAGAAGACAUGAGGGCAAGUGCCUCGUUGGUUCGGGUAAUUGCUAUAGUUGUGGAAAGAGUGGUCACAUCAAGAUAGAUUGCCCUAUGAUGAGGAUUCAAGGAAGGGCAAAUUCUCAAGAUCAAGAAAGUGCUCCAAACCCGUAUACUCCUAAGAAGAAUCGCUUUUAUGCUCUCCAAUACCGAAGUGAUCAAGAGAUCUCAUCGGACGCGGUCACCGAUAUGUUAAAAUUAUUUUUCUUAGAUUUAUAUGCUUUGUUGGAUCCGGGAGCUACGCUAUCAUUCCCUCCUUUAGCCAUGAAAUUUGAUAUACUAACCCAGUGGAUGAUUUCGUAA
Solanum pennellii is the source of this 495-nucleotide messenger RNA. RefSeq lists its product as uncharacterized. Gene Ontology annotation, molecular function: zinc ion binding; nucleic acid binding. The record is from RefSeq and is a predicted model, not a curated record. The transcript has a single exon. The coding region runs from base 1 to 495 and encodes 164 amino acids. Lineage: Eukaryota; Viridiplantae; Streptophyta; Magnoliopsida; Solanales; Solanaceae.